This is a messenger RNA of Triticum urartu, 1865 nucleotides long. Its product is annotated as WRKY transcription factor WRKY71. Gene Ontology annotation, biological process: regulation of DNA-templated transcription. Gene Ontology annotation, molecular function: DNA-binding transcription factor activity; sequence-specific DNA binding. Lineage: Eukaryota; Viridiplantae; Streptophyta; Magnoliopsida; Poales; Poaceae. The record is from RefSeq and is a predicted model, not a curated record.
CAUUCUCCUCUCACUCGGAACUCGGAAAUAGUUCUCCAUCCCAACCUUCUCUUCUCCCCUCUCUUCUCUCCCGCGCGUUGCCUCGAACCGGAAGCGAGCUCUACAUCCGUUACAGCGCUUGGUGUUUGAGAGACGAUCAGUCCAUCGUCGACCAAUGGAUCCAUGGGUCAGCAGCCAGCCUUCGCUGAGCCUCGACCUGCACGUCGGCCUCCCGCCGAUGGGGCACCACCAGGCGGCGCCGAUGGUGGCGCUGGCCAAGCCCAAGGUCCUCGUCGAGGAGAACUUCAUGCAGCUCAAGAAGGACCCUGAGGUUGCGGUUCUUGAGUCGGAGUUACAGCGUGUGAGCGAGGAGAACCGCCGCCUGGGCGAGAUGCUCAGGGAGGUGGCCUCCAAGUACGAGGCCCUGCAGGGCCAGUUCACCGACAUGGUCACGGCCGGCGCCCACGCCGGCGGCAACAACAGCCACUACAACAACCAGCCGUCCUCCGCGUCGGAGGGCGGGUCGGUGUCGCCGUCGAGGAAGCGCAAGAGCGAGGAGAGCCUCGGCACGCCGCCGCGGCCGUCGCAGCACCAGCAGCAGCACUACGCCGGCGGCCUCGCGUACGCGGCGGCGCCGGACCAGGCGGAGUGCACGUCGGGCGAGCCGUGCAAGCGCAUCCGGGAGGAGUGCAAGCCCGUCGUCUCCAAGCGCUACGUCCACGCCGACCCCUCCGACCUCAGCCUGGUGGUGAAGGACGGGUACCAAUGGCGCAAGUACGGGCAGAAGGUGACCAAGGACAACCCCUGCCCCCGAGCCUACUUCCGCUGCUCCUUCGCCCCCGGCUGCCCCGUCAAGAAGAAGGUGCAGAGGAGCGCCGAGGACAAGACCAUACUGGUGGCGACGUACGAAGGCGAGCACAACCACACCCAGCCCCCGCCGUCGCAGCCGCAGCAGCAGAACGACGGCUCCGGCGCGGGCAAGAACGCCGGGAAGCCGCCCCAGGCGCCGACUGCCACGCCUCACCACCCGCAGCAGCAGCACAAGCAGGAAGCGGCAGCGGCCGCCGUCAGCGGCGAGUCGGCCGUGGCGGCGUCCGAGCUGAUCCGGCGCAACCUGGCGGAGCAGAUGGCCAUGACGCUGACGAGGGACCCCAGCUUCAAGGCGGCGCUCGUCUCCGCGCUCUCCGGCCGGAUCCUCGAGCUAUCGCCGACCAGGGACAUCAAUUAAUCCCCACAUCGGAAGACACCGCGCGGCUCAAAUUUUCUUGCGGUGGUCGACCACUUUCCUCCGGCAUUGCUGCCUUCCUGCCUCUGCCGCCUCCGUCAAAACCUCACAGAAAAACCAGCGGGAACCGGACCGCCUGACCAACGACGAGGACGCGACCGGCUCCGGCGAGCCGGGAACGGAGCCGCCGCCGCCGCUGCUCGUGUAAAUACAUACAUCGCCAACACGAGGGCUGCGAGGGAGGUCGUAGGGGCUGUUUGGGCCACACUUUGCUACACCUAACCUUAGAUAUGUUUGAUCAAGUUAGGUAGGUGUUUGGUUCUAGCCAUACUUGAGGCAAGGAAUUUUUUAUGAGCAGUGAACCCCACAUGUCAUAGACGCAAAGAAUGUGGCAAGAUUCUCUUAGGCAAGCCAAAGUGUGGCUAACAAUUUAAGCAACUCAAGUAAGGCAAGCGUGGCAAAAAUCAUGUGGCAACAUAUGACAAAGAUAGUCACAAUCCAAACAACCCGUAGUAGCUAGCCAGUCAUUCAGGAACACGCGAAAGUGUGCAAUCUUUUUCUUUUUUCCUUAUUACUAGGCGAAAUAUUCGUUCCAUAAUUUCCAUGGAACUCGAUUCGAUUCAAUGAGAAAAAUCAAAGUCACCGUACAUUCCCAGUUCAA